Messenger RNA from Kogia breviceps (pygmy sperm whale), 2411 nucleotides. Lineage: Eukaryota; Metazoa; Chordata; Mammalia; Artiodactyla; Physeteridae. The record is from RefSeq and is a predicted model, not a curated record.
GUCGUUCGCCGGCGCCCGCAGGGUUAACGGCAGCCGGCCUCUGCCGCAGACAUGGAGAAACUCAGGCUGCGCAGCCCCUGGGUACCCUCGUGCCUUGGGCAACCCCGCGUCCUGCAGGGCCGACUGGCCAGGUCCUCGCCCUCGCUCUGGGACAGCGCGCUGCAGGAGCAGAAGGGCGAGCUGCGCAAGCGGCUGUCCUACACCACGCACAAGCUCGAGAAGCUCGAGACCGAGUUCGACUCCACCCGCCACUACCUGGAGAUCGAGCUGCGCCGAGCGCAGGAGGAGCUGGAGAAGGUCACGGAGAAGCUGCGCAGGAUUCAGAGCAACUACACGGCGCUGCAAAGGAUCAACCAGGAGCUGGAGGACAAGCUGUACCGCAUGGGCCAGCACUACGAGGAAGAGAAGCGAGCGCUGAGCCACGAGAUCGUCGCCCUCAACAGCCACCUGCUGGAGGCCAAGGUGACCAUCGACAAGCUCUCGGAGGACAACGAGCUCUAUAGGAAGGACUGCAAUCUAGCGGCCCAGCUGCUGCAGUGCAGCCAGACCUACGGCAGGGGCCAUAAGGUGUCCGAGCUGCCCUCCGAGUUCCAGGAGCACGUGAGCCUGCACAUGGAGAAGCAGGGCUGCAGCCUGCCCUCCGCGCUCUGCCGCCCGGCCUAUGCCGACAGCGUCCCCGCCUGCGUCCUCGCCAAGGUGCUGGAGAAGCCGGACCCCGGCAGCCUGUCCUCCCACCUGUCGGAUGCCUCGGCCCGCGACCUGGCCUUCCGCGACAGGCUGGAAAAGCCGGGCCCCCGGCCCCCCUACAAGGGGGACAUCUACUGCAGCGACACGGCCCUCUACUGCCCCGAGGAGCGGCGCCGUGACCGGCGGCCCAGCGCGGACGGGCCCGUGACCGACGUGGGCUUCCUGCGGGCCCAGCACUCCACUGACAGCGCGGCCGAGGAGGACGAGGAGCCCGAGGCGGCGGCCUACCCCGCGGGCUACCGGCACGAGGCCUUCGGGGGCUACGCGGCCUCGCUGCCCACGUCGAGCUCCUACUCGAGCUUCAGCGCCACGUCGGAGGAGAAGGAGCGCGCCCAGGCCAGCACGCUCACCGCCUCGCAGCAGGCCAUCUACCUGAACAGCUGCGACGAGCUCUUCGGCCGCACGCCGCCCGCGGCCUACGGGAGCAGCCCGCGCUACGCCUCGGCCGCGGCAGCAGCGGCCGCGCCGCUCGAGGCCGAGGCGGCCCCGGGGUUCGCGAGGACUGUGUCGCCGUACCCCGCCGAGCCCUACCGCUUCCCGGUCUCCCCCGGCCCCCAGCCCGCCCUGAUGCCCCCCAACCUGUGGAACCUGCGGGCCAAGCCGGGGUCGGCCCGGCUGGCCGCAGAGGACGUGCGCGGCCAGUGGCGGCCACUGAGCGUGGAGGACAUUGGCGCCUACGCCUUCCCGGCCGCCGCGGCCGCCGCCGCCGCCCCCCCCGGCCGCGCCUCGCCCGGCGGCUUCGACGACCGCUACUUUGGCGCCGGAGGCGGCCCGGGCGAGAAGGCCGAGGGCCGCGCCAGCCCCCUCUACGCCAGCUACAAGGCUGACAGCUUCUCGGAGGGCGAUGACCUCUCCCAGGGCCACCUGGCCGAGCCCCGCUACCUCCGGGCGGCCGGUGACCUGAGCCUCAGCCCCGGCCGCUCGGCUGAGCCGCUGCCCAGCUACGCGGCCAGCGAGGGAGAGCGGGAGAGGCUCGGGGUGCAGCUCUGUGGUGCGGGCGGCAGCCCCGAGCCCGAGCACAGCCCCCGGAGCUCCAGGGAUUCCCUGGAGCCCAGCUCCAUGGAGGCCUCCCCGGAGAUGCACCCCGGCGCCCGCCUCAGCCCCCAGCCCGCCUUCCCUCGGACUGGCGGCUCGGGGCUCAGCCGCAAGGACAGUCUCACAAAAGCCCAGCUCUACGGAACCCUGCUCAACUGAGCACCCACGUGCAGGCCUCGGCCGUGGCCACCCCGCACACCGGGUCCCGAGGGGUGCUGCCUCGCCUCCCUGAUCAACCCAUCCUCCCGGCCCCGCAAACGAGGACCCCGUCGAGCCUGGGGCGGGUGGGUGGGGGGGGCACCCACGUGUCUCGUCCGCCCCCGCCCCGCCACGGUGGACCGUUUCUCACACAGCAACCUCCUUCCCCACCGGAGAUGAGCAUCCCCCCCUUUUAUAAAGUGCAACUAUUUUUAUAGAGCAAAAGGGUCUUUCUUAACGCACUCAGCCUCCAGCUCCCUGGAUGGCGGCCUAGACGUUUUCGACGCAGCGCUCCUUGAUUUUCAGGUGAGGGCGAGUGGGGCCUGCCCCUCAGAGGGAAGGACGGGGUCCUGCGGAGACCCCCCGCCAGCCAGUGACAAGGGAACCCUGACGCUCUGUCCACAAAGAGGGGGACUGGGACGGGUGGAGGG